AUGUGCGCUGGCGACAUUAACGUCGUCAUCGGCAUCGUUUCAACUGCAGCUUAUGAAGGAAACCUCCGGCUUGUAAAUGGAUCGGACUACACAGAGGGUCGACUCGAAAUCUUCCACGACGACCAAUGGGGCUCGAUCUGCGACAACACCUGGUUCGGCGACGACGCUUCGGUCGCCUGUCGUCAGAUGGGCCUCGGUAAUGUCAAGUAUGCUUACCAGGACUAUGGACCAGGCCAGGGACCUGUACAUCUAGAUGAUGUGGACUGUCGCGGUACUGAGAUGUACAUUACGACCUGUCAGAAGGGUGAUUGGGGAGUAAACAACUGUGGACACGAUUCAGAUGUCGGCAUGUCGUGUUUUCUCUUUGAAGGUAAAUCAAUGCCGAUUGGUCUGUUUCUUAACUUUGGAUGGAACCUGAAGACGGUGACGUUCGUCUAA
This is a messenger RNA of Strongylocentrotus purpuratus (purple sea urchin), 438 nucleotides long. RefSeq names its product scavenger receptor class A member 5-like. The record is from RefSeq and is a predicted model, not a curated record. Lineage: Eukaryota; Metazoa; Echinodermata; Echinoidea; Camarodonta; Strongylocentrotidae. Gene Ontology annotation, cellular component: membrane. The transcript has 2 exons. Bases 1 to 438 code for a protein of 145 amino acids.